AUGGCUGGAGGGCUCCGCGACGCAACUGAAGGCAACCCGGCAGUGACCCAGCUGUUGGUUGAAGACCGGGAGGUGUGCGCCCGCGCCGUGAAGCGGCGCCUCAGGGACAAGGAGGGCAUCCCCAGCGGGCAGCGUCGGCUGGUGUUCGGCACAUCGGCGGGCGGUUCCGCAGAGGGAGGCGAGUUCGUCGCCGAGGAGAUCCUCAGCGAGUUGGCCAGCUGGCAGGCGAUCGUCUUCAAGAAUCGGACGGCGAUCGGACGGCUGGUGCAUCCCAAGCUCCAGACCACCGGGCACUCGGACCAAGGUGCGUCCUGCGAGGCGGAGGCGUGGAUCGGCGGCGGGCUGCCGGUCCAGCUUUACCAUCUCGCCUUCGACAGGUGGCAGCCCUCCGAAGACAGGCACCGGCCUGGGGGCCAGGGUGGGACAGGAGAAUCCAAGCAUCUGUCCAAGCCCCUGCACCUGCCCGUUGGCGCCGAAUUUCGGGACUCUGAUUUCCAGAUCCGGCUGUUUGGGCGCGUGAGGGGCCGCGUGUUUGCCCUGCCGUUUGCCUACAGCAUCCCUGGGAGGCAGACGGGGGCGGCGGUGUCGCUGUGCGAGCAGAGGGUGCGCUACGCGCAGAGGCGUGGGGAGGCCUGGAGAAAGGCCACGGCCAGGGGCGGACGGGAGGCUGUGGCGCAGGAGGGCGUGCAGGAGGACGUGGCCAUUCGCUGUGGUAGCAACCUCGAGAGCUGCAUUGCACGCUUCUCUGUCAAGGAGGACCCCCCCUAUUUGAACGGCAUCGUCCUCACGUUCGCAGUUGUGCCAAAGGACACAGCUAGCCUGGAAGCGGGGAGCUCAAGCACUGCCACUGCCGAUUCGAUGCAGCAAACUGGCAGAGAGGCCGUCGCUGACCCCACGCAGGCUGCCAACAUCCCCUGCGGCCCACAACACCAUCCCAGGCAGGAGGACAGCGAAGGUCCUGCAGUGCAGGGCGAUCAGCAGGCUGGGAGGGAGCAGGGGGAUGCAGGCCCAGCUGAGGUUUGGAACACCAUGGGCCAGCAAGCCUUGAGUCAGGCAGGCAGGGGACGAAAAAAGCCGAAAAAAAAGAGGGCUGGGAGGGGGCCUGGCACGCCUGUUGGGAGGGGUCAAAUAGAUGGGCAGAUGGCACAGCACUCUGCCAGCCACCAGGUUGUGGGGAACCCGUUUGGGCAUCCGCACGUGCAUGUCGCGGCGGGUCCAAGCAGCAGGGGUGGUUUGCAGCACUCGCGUGUGCCAGCCGUGCCGCACCAUGCGAAGAAUGGGCAGGCGGCAACAGGGGCUGGGGCCAAGCCAAGGACACCUCCCACUCAGGCUGCUCAUGCCCGUGGGGAUGGUAAUGAACUCAGGCACAUGCAAAAGGGUGUUGAGGGGAAUUUUCGGACAGUGCCACCCUCUGAGUCACAAGAGGCCAAUGCGUUUGUUUCUGAGCUGCUGAGCACGAUAAACCAUGGUCGCAGCAGGACAGACAGCAUGGACAAGGCGGAGCAAGGGAGACAGGUGGACGUGCCCAAAGGUCCUGCACCUCCAUCAGAAGGGACAAGGAAUUCAGAUGGAGUCACCUCCACAGCCUCGGGCGCAGCUUUGCACCAGUCAGACCACAGCAUGGAGGUGCCAAUCAUGCCAUCUGCCAUGGCUGUGAAAGCUCGGCCGACACCCACUUCUGGGCCUACUAACCUAAGCAGCGACCAGCAGCAUGGUAGGGCAGCCACAGAGCAGAAGUUCCACAUUGGAUCAGAAGACCAGAGGCAAUGCACUGAUGCACCUACUGGGCCAUCAUCUGCAGCCAGCAAGGCCAAAGAGAGGGACCCCGCACCCUCAGACCCAGCCCUGCCAAAGGCUGCCAGCUCUGUCAAGCGACCCGGCACCAUUCCCAACGUGGGUCCUGGCUGUACCACAGUCCCAGCAUCGGCCGCAGUGGAUGGGGCUGCAAGCGGGAGCCUGAAAACCCAGCCUACUGCGUUGUCAGCAGUGGGUUCGAUGGCCAACGUGGUGCCAAGCCAUGUGCAAAUGGCGCAGAAGGGGAUGGAGGCUGGUGGUGUUGGCCGAGAGGGUCUCGGAGCGAUGGAGAAGGUGCUGUCGUAUCCCAACAGGCAGCUUUUCCCAGAACAGGGUGCUGUUGGGCCGGUGCACCCCAUGGUUAUGAUAGACAGGGAGCAGCUGACGAUUGCCAUGAACAACUUUGAUGAGGAGGAUGUGUACAUACGCCGCAGCAACAAGUCCAGUGCAUCGCUGGAGGGGUCUGGAGCCGGUGAGCACAGCGCUUGUGCCGAGGUGCCUGAGACGCCUCAGGUGCCCAGCUCCGCUCCCCAGGAUGUGAAGGAGGUGACUGGCAAGCAGGACUGGCGGCACAUGAACGGCUAUGCAUCCGGGGCGCCCCAAACUCACAAACUAAAUUUCCAGCUUGCCAACAGUUUGCUGUAUGGUGACCCUGACAAGGCCGCUGAGUGCCAUGGCAGCCAGUCCGUGGGUGACACCCCUAUGGGCUGCUCCUUGCCCACCGUGCACAGGGAGACAUCAGCAGACAUGGACCCUCCGGGGCUGGGCCUUGAGCAGGUGGCUUCUAAUACCCACCAUCUUGGCAUGAGUUCGCGAUCAGAUAUGGGGUCGUCUACCACGCGGCAACCACCUGUGAUGUCAUCCCGCCACGUGUCCGUCAGCAAGGCGGCCGUGCCCCUGCCCUGUGCGGCGGAAGCCAAGCCUCCCAAGGUGGCUGCAUGGGGAUGGGAGGCAUUGGAUACCCCAACUCGGGAGAAGAGCUCGCAAAUGGAUGCCGCUGGGGUGCCAAGGGGGGCCCUUCCACACAAUGGGAUCCCACCGCCUACAAACGACCUGGAUCGGCUGCUGCUCCAGGCCACGCCAAUGCUGGAGGUGGACCCCAAAAAGCGGGUGGAAAAGGCGCUUGAGGAUCUGAAACUCGCGGACGUGUGGCAGUUUUACUACGAGCCCAGCAUGUUUGGCCGUGAAGUCUACAUUCUGGGAGGGACGCGAGGCCCUUCCAUGGCCUACUUCCUGCCCUACCUGUCAGCCGUCCAGAUCUUCCUCCCCAGCGAUGGCCCCACAGACCCCCACAGCUACGUGUGUGAGAUCAACAUGUGGCCGCAGCACAUGCGCCUGCACUUCGAGCACUUCGAGAAGAAGCCCCCUUGGUACCGCCUGCCCAUGUAUGACGCCGUCAUGGAGCUCUCCAAGUCCUUCCCGGAUCUCAAGAAACUGAAGCUCAAAAAGCUGCACCCAGCGUCCUGGUUCUGCGUGGCAUGGUACCCGCUGUAUAGGAUCCCAGACGCCCCACUGGUCACGCGCUUUCUUACAUUCCACACCUUCCACCCACCGCUAGUGAGCCCACUGGCCAAUGGGGGUGUUGUGCCGCUGCCCGUGUAUGGCGUGGAGUGGUACAACAUGAGAGAUGAGCCUUGGCUGGAGAAUGUGUCUGUGGCGCCAGAUGGGUCGGAGGUGGACGAGGAGAUGCGUGGCUUGAUGGACCAGGCCUGGCAGGUGCAUGUGCGGGACCUGCGCACCAACGCCGAGAAGUUCGCGAGGGGCAUCGCCUUCAAGAAGAAGUACACAUGGGAGGACGGCGUGGACGAGUCCAAAAAGCACCACGAUUUUGAGCAUUUUUACAAGGCGAAUUAUGGCUAG
Molecule: messenger RNA, 3654 nt
Organism: Ostreobium quekettii
Lineage: Eukaryota; Viridiplantae; Chlorophyta; Ulvophyceae; Bryopsidales; Ostreobiaceae
Source: the annotation of a GenBank genome assembly